Messenger RNA from Xenia sp. Carnegie-2017, 2447 nucleotides. Its product is annotated as U4/U6 small nuclear ribonucleoprotein Prp3-like. Gene Ontology annotation, biological process: mRNA splicing, via spliceosome. Bases 117 to 2189 code for a protein of 690 amino acids. The record is from RefSeq and is a predicted model, not a curated record. Lineage: Eukaryota; Metazoa; Cnidaria; Anthozoa; Malacalcyonacea; Xeniidae. Gene Ontology annotation, cellular component: U4/U6 x U5 tri-snRNP complex. The transcript has 10 exons.
CAUAGAAUUGAUAGAAAUGAAGAAAGUUAAAAAUUGGACAUUUUACAUAAACAUGAUGGUUUUGAUGGGUAUUUAGGUAAACCUUAUAUGUGGAAGAUAAUUUUAAGAAUCAGGAAAUGGCCUUGAGUCGAAAAGAAGUCGAUGAAAUAAAGCCAUGGUUAAAAGACACAGUAAAAAAGCGACUUGGUUAUUCUGAAAAGUCUGUUGUAAACGCUGCCUUACAAUGCUUACAAAACAAUCUAGACAAGGAUUCGGCUUGCAAGGAACUUACUUCGCUACUGGACGAUAUAGCACCGACGUUUGUUGAUGAUCUGUUCUCGAAACUCGAUCGGAUCCGCAGACCGAAGUCUUCAAGUCGACAUAACACGAACAAGAAACGUACUUUAGAAGAUGUGUUUGGUGACAGUCGUGAUCAUGACGAUGUGACAAGAGAUGAAUCUGAAACGUUGAGAAAACGUAAAAAGACUAGAUUCGAAGCCUUAAAAGAUGACAAUGAACCCUUGCCUCCACCAGUUCCAGACUUCGAACCAGUUGAGGUUCCUGCCCCACUGGAUGCUUCGCAGAUUUCGGCCAUGUUGGAAAAGAAGAAGAAGGAAUUGGCAGAAAGGAGAGAACAGCUUGAGAACUUACGUAAACAGCAACAAGCAAUGGUCCAGCAUGUACCCCAACCACCCGUAUCAGAAUUCGUACCACCAAUACCACUGGAUGAAGAAGAGGACAGUGGACCACCACCAUCGCUGGAAGAACAACAAGCAUUGAUGAAUGAGGCUAUAGAAAAAGCAAGAAAGGCAGCAAGUUUGCACAAUAGAAUUCAAGCAAAGUUGCCGUUGAUGAGCAGUGUGGCUGGAAAUCUAUUCAGAUCUGCUGCAGUCAAUCUUUCGGCGGUAAACGACAAACCAUCGGCGUUGAUUCUUGACGACAAGGGACGAGCUGUUGACUCGAGCGGGAAAGCUCUCAGCAUGAUGAGCAGAAUGCCAACUCUGAAAGCAAACAUCAGGGCGAAAAAACGCGAGGCUUUCAUGCAGGUUGAAAAGCCGACGGAUGAUAUGGCAAAUAAAUCCUUCUUCGACAACAGAGUUAGUUCAAAAUCGUCCACAAGAUCCAAACGCGCAUUCAAGUUCCACGAGAAAGGAAAGUUUCAGCAAAUCGCUCAAAAAAUUCGUGCCAAGGCUCAACUGGAAAAACUACAAGCUCAAAUUGCCGCUGCAGCAAAGAAGACUGGAAUAUCGUCUGCAACGAAGCUUGCACUGAUUACCCCCAGCAAAGACGUGCAACAAGACAGCGUCCCGGAUGUCGAGUGGUGGGAUGCAGCCGUCAUGCCCAAUAUGAAAUAUGAUGCAUUCCUUAUGAUUGCUGACCAAGACAAACCAAAAUAUCUUCAAGGAUUAACUUCCUACAUUGAGCAUCCGAUACAGCGACAUCCCCCGGCGGAACCCAAAGAAACUCCAAUACUACCGAUGAUGUUGACUAAAAAGGAACGCAAGAAGAUACGAACUCAGCGACGUCGUGAGGUUGAGACUGAAAAACAAGAGAAAAUACGACUUGGUCUUGAACCACCACCUCCUCCUAAAGUUAAGAUUUCGAAUCUCAUGCGAGUUCUUGGCAGUGAAGCAGUUCAAGAUCCAACCAAAGUGGAAGCUCACGUUCGUGCUCAAAUGGCUCAACGUCAGAGAGCUCACGAGGCUGCAAACGAAGCAAGGAAGCUAACGCCAGCGGCACGACGGGAGAAAAAUAUAAAAAAACUGAACGAAGACACGAGUUUUGGCGUUCAUGUCAGUUUAUAUCAAGUCAAAGACCUUCACCAUCCACAAAAACAAUAUAAGGUCGACACAAACGCGAGACAGUUGUAUAUGACAGGUUGUGUUGUGUUGUUAAGAGACAUGAAUCUCGUGAUUGUCGAAGGUGGGCCGAAGGCGCAAAAAAAAUACCGCAGGUUGAUGUUACAUCGAAUAAAGUGGGCCGAAGGCUCAAAAAAGAACGCAAAUUCGGAUGACGAAGGCGAGAAAACGGCGCAAAAUUUUUGUCGUCUUGUUUGGGAGGGUGCAGAAAAAAAGCGACAUUUUUCCGACUUCAAGUUAAAAACAUGCGCCAACGAGGCGUCGGCGAGGGAGUAUCUAAAAACCUACGGUGUUGAGCAUUACUGGGAUUUGGCCAUAAGCGAGUCAGUCCUAGAAGGUGCAGAGGACUGAAAUCCAAAUGAUUCUUAAUGAGUUGAAAAAAUUUCCAAGGCCUGUUGAAUAUGAUUGCAUUCCCCCUGUCGCUAUGAUGGAAACCACGAACAAGAAAUGCGUUCUUGCACUGCCUUCCACACAUUUCCACGUGAAUUACAAACAUUCAAUAUUUUAUUAUUAAAAGUUCGAACUACACUCAGAAAUAAUAGUUGUGUUUUUCAUUUUCUCAGUUGAUAUGUUUUCUUGUCAAGCACGAAAUACACAUUGGCGUUGCUA